UUUGUAUCCUUUUGUCGGUGGUUACUGGCUACUGGGUCCUUUUAAUAUCUUUUGCAUUAUUACUUGGCGGAAAGACGUGGAAGGUGAAAGGCUGCUAAAACUUUACUAUAACUAGCGCUUUAAUACAGUUUUUAAAAAAAAUGAUCGCGAUUAAAAAAUAUAAAAGAACGCUUUAAAAGUAACAGUGCUGCCUUUCUAAAAGCUAAGGCUAAAAUACGUAUUUACCCCAAUAAUGCAUAAACGAAAUCGACUAAGUUUGUCCUCAUUAAUAUCGUUUCUUAACAGGUCUAAGAGUUUAAGUAGAAAAUGUGACACUUUUAACCCAACUUAUAGCCCGGCAAUAAUUGAGCAAUCAAUACAAGAUUCAAAGCGCCACACGGUCCAGCAAUUUAACCUACAAGAAGAAAGUAUCCUCUGUCUUUCUUCGGCAUCAAACUCGGAUUCAGAGCAGCAGGAUAAAUAUUCGGAUUUAAAGGCAACGAGCAAAUCGCCGAAAAGGCGGAGCGCCUUGGCGAAACAAGGAAAAACACCAAACGCAACAAAAACUAAAAAGAGAAUUCAUUUUGCAAAUGGCACGAAGCAAAAUAACGGACCCAAUGUGGAAGGAAUACAAGCAGAAGAGGCCUUAAUUGAUAUCGAAGGAUUAUACGAUUAUAUGAUUCGGGAAUCACCUGAGAACCUAAGACCAGACUCUCCUACUCUCGGAUACUACUUUGGUACUUAGGCGGGCUAAGUGGUGUUAAAGUUAGCUUUACUGGCGCACAUGGACUGGGGUGCCGGCUGAACUACCUAUUUUGGUAGGUGUUUGAAUCAUUAUGCUAAAAGCUUUAAAGCGAAUUACUUGAACCCUUUCUUAAAUUUAAACGAUUAUUGC
Gaeumannomyces tritici R3-111a-1 is the source of this 874-nucleotide messenger RNA. RefSeq lists its product as hypothetical. The coding region runs from base 233 to 724 and encodes 163 amino acids. NCBI's taxonomy places the organism in Eukaryota, Fungi, Ascomycota, Sordariomycetes, Magnaporthales, Magnaporthaceae. The transcript has a single exon. The record is from RefSeq and is a predicted model, not a curated record.